Camellia sinensis is the source of this 1926-nucleotide messenger RNA. The record is from RefSeq and is a predicted model, not a curated record. Lineage: Eukaryota; Viridiplantae; Streptophyta; Magnoliopsida; Ericales; Theaceae.
GAAUCAGGGCCUUGGAUCUUCGAUCUCCAUGGAUUCUUUGGUUGUAUGAUCUGGACAUUCUUGUUCUGUACUUGAUUUGAGUGUAUCUCUGUAAUACCGUUUGAAUCCCUCUUAUCUAAGUCAAUCUAGGGCUCAAGAUUAGAGUUUUCUGAUAUGGAUUUGCUACAUUCACAUAAGAUCUGUAAACUUUCAUGGCUGAAACUAACGAUUUAUAGUUGAUUUCUAGUUUCUUUUCUUCUGUUUUGUACUUUUUCUUUCGAAAUCGAUUUAUCUAGGGUUAUGAGUGCCGUAUUAAUGUCUCUGAUCACGCACAGGAUAAGCUAGCAGCGUUGGAUCUGGAUCGUUAGCAACAAUGAGUAGAAGCAAGCUCAACGAUGUAGAGAUGUAGAUCUUAUUCUCAGAUCUGUUCUCUAUCCGAUCAGAUCUGCUCUCUCUAUCGCUCCGAUCUGCUAGUAUGAAUUCCGCUGAAGAGCUCUCUCCAUUUCCAGACAAACACCUGAGGAAUUCGAAUCAUUGAAACAAAGCUCUCACCUUUAAGGUGGCCACAAUUUCUGUUGUUCCCUCAUCAUACAUGUGAGUUAGGUGGCCACAAUUUCUGCCAACGGUGACACUGAAAUUGGGGAACUGAUAGCACGGGCAAUGGAGAAAGUUGGGAAGGAAGGAGUCAUUACUGUUGCUGAUGGAAAUACUUUGGAGGAUGAAUUGGAUGUGGUGGAAGGGAUGAAGCUAGGAAGGGGUUAUAUAUCUCCUUAUUUUGUUACUGAUCAGAAGACCCAGAAAUGUGAACUGGAAAAUCCCCUCAUCCUUAUCCAUGACAAGAAAAUUUCAGACAUGAACUCACUUGUCAGAAUAUUGGAGCUGGCUGUGAAGAAACAUCAACCCCUGCUUGUGGUUACUGAGGAUGUGGAGAGUGAUGCACUGGCUAUGCUCAUUAUAAACAAGCAUCGUGCUGGGGUUAAGCCACAAUUUUACUCAUGGACUUUAAAUCUGUCCUCCACAUUCCUUAUGUUUGUGCCAUUAAAGCACCUGGUUUUGGGGAAAACAGAAGGGCUAAUUUAGAUGACCUUGCUAUUCUCACUGGUGGAGAGGUUAUCACUGAAGAAUGUGGCUGCUGUGUGGUUAUUAAGUAUUUCAAGAAUGCCAAAAAAGGGGUGAAAUAUUGAAGCUAAGGUCAAUGUGUAAAUCAUUUCUGGCAGGUGAGAGAGGGAGGGUAUGAUACCAAGGUCAAUGAAACAGUCAAUGUUGUCACCACAAAAACAACAGAGAUCGGACAGAAGACAUGGGGGAUCAUGAGAGGGGUCAUGGCAUUGGCCUCACAAAAGGUGGAGGAGUACACUAAGGAAGGCAGCACGGGCACUGGCACCAGCUGGAAGGCAGACAACUGGCAACGAAACGAAAGCGAGGGAAAUGGCUAUUAUCAAGAGUUUGCACAAGAGUCAAAAGGAUGGAGUUCCGGAGGAGGGAAGUCCUCAUCUGGUGCUGCUCAUAAUAAUUCUGUUAGCUCAGGGUCUUGGGAUGAUUGGGACCAAAAAGACAAUAGGAAAGAAGAAUCCUCCACAAAGGGUGCAGCGUCCAGUAACUGAUAGGAAAACUGUUGGGCACAAUGGAAAAUCCGAUGGUAAAGAUGACGGAUUUGAUCAUUUCUACCAGAGUGCAUCAUCUGAUAAGAAAACUGUUGGGCACAAUGGAAAAUCCGAUUCCAACUGGACUGAUGGCGGCUUUCUCUAAGGUUUGUACAUGAUCACCAACUUUUUUUUUUGACCUUUCAAAAGUGAUUUUUUUCCCCAUGUAACUUGUUGGGAAGGGGCUUGUAUAAUUGUGAACGGUGUGGGCGAAUUGCUCAACUAUAGAGGACAACCAAUGUCUUUCGAGUGUGAGGAACACUGUUUGUGACUUUUUAAAUUUAGAUUGCUUUCGGAUUUGUAA